GGGAAUAGUGCAAGAGAAACAGAGAGAAAGGUUCGUCCCAGCGCUGUAAUCCAUGUAAAUGCCGACUUGUUAUUAAAUGAGUGCGUGGGUGCCUGGUGUUGAUACGAAGGCGUAUUAAUACGGUGGAGCGUGCCCAUAAACUGCGUGACAUAGGAGGUCACCUACAGGAAAGUAUAGAUAUCGGCUCUGGUUUAGCAUUACUUCCGUUUUGAUGCACGCAGCUCCAUUAAAACGAAAUAACGAGUACUAAUAACUCAUUCAUUAAAACGCACAGGGAUUUCCAAACAUAAAAAAAACUUGUUGGAAGUAUAUUCCUUAACGUCUUAGAAGAACUGCUGCCAAAUAAGACAAAACAUGUUGAAAACAAGUUGGAUUCACAUAACCGCAGUCUUAAUUCUUGGCCUACUAUUAGCACAAACAGGUUUAUCAUUUGCGAAAUCCCUAGGUGUGAACGAGGACUCGUGGCUUCAGGAUGUUGAAAAGAGAAACUCUUGGUGGAGUAAGAAAUCAGUAAAUGAGUACGGGCCAGUUGAACAAGAUGAUUAUUAUAAAAAUCACGACUUAACGUCUAAAGGAACAGGCCUGACAACCCGAAGCUCCACAGAACUAUAUAGUUGCUAUGUGGAGACGUGUGUGCCUGACUUUAUAUCCUGUGCAAAAAGGUCCAGGACUCAAAAGAGUUUCACGAGCUGCAAACUGGAUCACCGGUUAUGUGCCAUCAACUGCUGGACUCUCGUCAGUGGCAAUGUGCCCGGGCUAUAGAGCCAUGCGGUUACUUCCCCUACGAGACUCUUUCUGUCUCCCUGACGGAGACUUCCGUCUACACGCCAGAACUUGACACGUGGGCAUGAUUCAGGGUGAUGGUCGGAUGCCUUAUGACCGCCAGAUCUAUAACAUGUGAUUUCUCUCAGCUUUGCACGUUUAUUUGUUCACUACAUGAAUAAUUCCAGUACAGGAAUGAGGUGGAUUUUUUUGUUGUUGUUGUUGAACACUUGAAUUUCACCUGGGAUGGUGUGAUGUCAAUGGUCACCUGAUUUCGCUCCACUGUUAUAGCAGCUUAAUGUCUUGGACAUAAACAUUAACAUUCCAUCAUAUUGUCUUAAUUUGAUGUCUUCUUCAUAUGGUGUGCUACACCUAUGCUUUCUAAUAUUGCUAGUAACAAUUAAAAAAUAAAUACUGCACUACCAUAAACGCAUACGUAAUAGGAAUCAUGUAACAAAUGUAUACUCAACAGAAUUAAUUAUGGGUCAGAAUGUUACGCAUUUUUGAAAAUACGAAAUCCCCACAGCGUGCAAGAUUUCUACGUGCAUUGCUCACAAAAUUUACUCAAACAAUAUUAACAAAUCAUCUGAUCAAAAUUCGCUAACACUUGCAAAAACUGAGCAAAACGUCAAUUAGCCAUUAAUUCAUUUUGUUGAGUAUACAUUUGAUUUGGGUUAUCCAUCAAAUUAAUAAAUCAGAAGUGCAACAGAAAUAAAGUAGAUUAUUAAUAUGCACACAAAUGCAAUUUGUUAAUGUUUUAUUUCGAAUUAACUUUCAACACCUUUAUCAUUUGUAUAACUGUAUACUUCAAAUAGAGCAUAACAUACUGGAAAAUGAUCUAUUAAUACCGGUAGAUACUCCCAUGUAGCGCUGUAUAAAUUAAACGCCUAGUCGAUGAAGUAUACUUACCUUAUUUUAGUGUUGUUUUGUUCUCUUCUUUAGUCUGUUGACAACUGACGGCAUUUAACAUUAGUAUGUAGGUUCUUUCUCAGAAUUGUACAUCUUGGUGAGAAAAUAGUAUUUAGUAAACACUGUUUUCAAAACCAGUAACCCCCUCUUGGCAUUAUCAUGGUUGCGGGUCAAAUAAAGUUUAGUCCCAGUCCAAAAAACAUACCGGAUUACAUAAUUAUCUUUAUUUACAAUAUCAUUUAAUUAUCGUAGACCUAGUGGUGAUGUCCCUAUGAAAAAGGUUUUUGGUUUUCGUCUCUGCCUGCUGGAAAUGCAUUGCUCUUUAAAAAAAAAAAAUUAAAAAUAAUUACCACAACAAUAGUCCACCCCUAGGUCCCCUCCUUUAUUCCAUUGCGUUGCCAUUGGUGGAAGCUUCGCUGCUGGUAGAAGCAGCACAUCCCUCAAAAAAGGGGGACAAAAAGAAGUAAUACUUUUUUUAAUCCACAACAAAAACACUUCCCAUUAUCCUAAAGUACUAUCAGUGUAAUGUGACCAGUAUUGCACAUUUUAGAAGCUGCCAUUGAGUAACACAGUCAUAGUUUUCAGAACAACACUGAUAUUGAUGAAAUAAAAGGUAAAUUACGGAGGCCAAGUGAUGGCCAACUUAAAAAUUAUGGAGAUUAACUCGAUACUUAUUUGGUUCCACAUAUAUUUUAUUUGCAAUCAUAUAAUCUUAUGUCUUCAAGAGCUAGAAUAAUCCCACAUUUAAUAUUAGAAACGAAAGAGAAAGUACUGUUCAGUUUGAAAUCAGCGUUACACCAAAUGUAAACAAAGGCGUGUACAUUUUCAAAGAGAUUUCUGAUUCUCUGAGAAAAUUAUAAACAUUUUAAGCUACAUUCUAUUAGAAUAUUACUGAAGGUAGUUCAUAUGAAGAAGUUAAAAAAGUUUAAAAAAAACAAAACAGAAGGGCAAGCACGUCAAAAAUGCAUCACUUUUUCAUUAUUGGGAACUUUACCUCCAUGAGCGGUGACUCACGUGAAUUGCGUAGAAAUGGGCAUAGAUCGGUGAUGGUAAAAUCCCAACUCCAAAUUAAUUCUGGGCUUGGCUAUCACUGUACUGAAAGUUGUCCAACCUAUACCUUGUCUUUAUGCGGCUGCCCCACGUGGACGACGGGAAGUGGGUAUAGGUCAGUCAUAGUUUAAAAGAAAUGACACAAAAGCAUCUCUCGAAUCUGCUAUCACUGUACAGAAAGUAUUGAUGUCAUUAUGAAUUACUAUGGGAUCCUCUGUUCGUAGGUAAAUAAAUGUAGGAAAGGUAGGAAGUAUCAGUGAGGCUGUAUGUACAGAUGCAACUCUUAAUGACUGCACUUUCUCUUUGUUGAUUCCUUAUUAACCGAAAAUACUGUUACAUUUGGCACAAAUAAAAGUCAGAAACAUC
This is a messenger RNA of Gigantopelta aegis, 3087 nucleotides long. RefSeq lists its product as uncharacterized. The transcript is spliced from 6 exons. NCBI's taxonomy places the organism in Eukaryota, Metazoa, Mollusca, Gastropoda, Neomphalida, Peltospiridae. The record is from RefSeq and is a predicted model, not a curated record. Bases 355 to 762 code for a protein of 135 amino acids.